AUGUCGGACAAGGACAAGGACGAACAUGUCGGCAGCGUCGAGCAUGUUCACGAUGCCGCCACCGAGGCCGACCUCGGCCGCAUUGCCGAGAGCCAGGAGCACCAACUCAACAUGCUGCAGGCCAUCCGCAAGCAGCCGCUGGUCUUUGCCUGGGCCUUUUUUGCCAACGUGACCUGUCUGCUGGUCUCGUUUGAGAACCAGGCCGGCGGCACCGUCUUGAGCAUCCCCGAGUUCCGUAAGGACUUUGGUUACGCCUUUGAGGGCUCCUACGUGCUCGAGACUAAGUGGCAGUCAGCCUUUUACGGUGGCGGCAUCGCUGCCUCCAUUGUCGGCACCUUUGGUGCUGGCUUCUUGGCCGACAUUGUCGGUCGCCGCCCGGUCAUCAAUGGUGCCCUGCUGCUCUCGUUCGCCUCGGUCUCGCUCGAGUACGUCGCCACCACCAACGGCAUCUUCUUCGCCGGAAAGUUCCUCAACGGCCUUGUCGCCGGCAUCCUCAUGACUGUCUCCAUCACGUACGUCGGCGAGAUCACGCCGCUCGCUCUUCGUGGCCUCACCACCUGUCUCUCGGCCCUCAUGAUGACCAUUGGUCCCCUCACCGCCGCUAUCAUCGUCGAGAAGACCGGCACGACCAACUCCCGCUGGGCGUACCGCGCCAUCUUCUGCUCCCAGUACGCCUUCUCUGGCCUCUGCAUCCUCUUCGCCCCCUUCAUGCCUGAGUCGCCCAUGUGGCUGCUCAGUUCCGGCCAUCGCGACCGUGCCGUUGCUUCCCUUCGCCGCCUCGGCUAUCGCAGCCCCGACCUCGACGUCCGCCUCUCCCAGAUCCAGACCAUGCUCGACGGCGCCCGCGAAGAGGCUGCUGGCGGCACUUAUCUCGACUGCUUCCGCCGCUCCAACCUGCGCCGCACCGUCAUCUCCGUCAUGCCCAUGGCCAUCCAGGCCCUCAGCGGCGUCUACUUCAUCGCCUCCUACGGCACCUACUACAUCCAGCUCGCCGGCUACAGCACCAACGCUAGCUUCAAGCUCAACAUCGUCCAGCAAGGCCUCGCUAUGUUUGGCAACAUCUGCUCCUGGUAUCUUGUCGACCACGUCGGUCGGCGCUCCCUUACUCUCUAUGGCACCAUCUCCAUCACCAUCAUCCUACUCAUCGCUGCCAGUCUGGCCACCGAGGGCAGUCCUGGCGCCAUCAAGGGUUCCGUCGCCUUCAUCAUCAUCUACAACUACUUCUACAACGUUUCCCUCGGCGCCACUGCCUACACUCUCCUCUGCGAGGUCUCUACCUCCAAACUCCGCGUCAAAACUAUCUCCAUCGGCGUCGCCUUACAGUAUGCCAUCUACUGUGUUUGGGCCUUUGUCAUCCCCUACAUGUUCAACCCCAACGAGGCCAACAUGGGGGCCAAGACCGCCUACGUCUUUGGCGGCCUUGGUAUGCUCUGCAUCGUCUAUCUCUGGUUCUACCAGCCCGAGACUGCCGGCCGCAGCUUCCAGGAGCUCGAUGAGAUGUUCCAGAAGGGCGUCAGCGUCCGUGACUUCCGCACAUACAAGUCCGAUUUUCAGACAAGGGACGAGAAAGAAAUGGCACAGAAAGCGGCAGACAACUAA
This is a messenger RNA of Grosmannia clavigera kw1407, 1599 nucleotides long. Its product is annotated as maltose permease. The record is from RefSeq and is a predicted model, not a curated record. NCBI's taxonomy places the organism in Eukaryota, Fungi, Ascomycota, Sordariomycetes, Ophiostomatales, Ophiostomataceae. Gene Ontology annotation, molecular function: carbohydrate:proton symporter activity. Gene Ontology annotation, biological process: transmembrane transport; carbohydrate transport. The transcript has a single exon. The coding region runs from base 1 to 1599 and encodes 532 amino acids. Gene Ontology annotation, cellular component: membrane.